Molecule: messenger RNA, 19562 nt
Organism: Bufo bufo (common toad)
Lineage: Eukaryota; Metazoa; Chordata; Amphibia; Anura; Bufonidae
Gene: AHNAK
Product: AHNAK nucleoprotein
Exons: 5
Coding region: 189-18755 (6188 amino acids)
Biological process (GO): regulation of RNA splicing
Cellular component (GO): costamere; nucleus; cytoplasm
Molecular function (GO): protein binding
Source: RefSeq, a predicted model, not a curated record
GCAGUAUAGCAGCCCUGCCCUGCCCGCUCUCAUCACUUAGCUCUGCUUACCCGAGGCAGACCAGAGCCGCUGGCUCCCUGCACUCAUUGUGCCAGCCAAGGACCACACAGACUGAAGUCCUCAUGCAAACAACCGUGCAGACAGAGCCAGCAAGGUCUUGUAGAAGGUAACAGACUCCAAAUAUCAAGAUGGCGGAGGAGGAUACCAGGGAACUUUUGCUACCCAACUGGAAAGGGAGUGGGACUAUGGGUCUCACCCUUGACCAAAACGAAGAAGGAGUUUUCGUUAAACAACUAGUACAGAACUCACCAGCUGCCAAGACCGGAGUUGUUCGAGAAGGUGACCAGAUUGUAGGUGCGACUGUGUACUUUGACAACAUGUCAUCAGAGGAUAUUGAAAAGCUACUGGCAAAUGUAGGGCAGCACACCGUCGGCCUCAAACUACAGAGAAAGGGGGAUCGAUCCCCUCAGCCUGGUGUGACCUAUUCACAUGACGUCUUCAGCUUGAAAAGUCCUGAUGUUGUUCUGAGUGGAGAUGAUGAAGAGUACAAACGAAUUUACACCAAAAAAAUUAAGCCACGUUUGAAGUCUGAUGAGACUCUAGAACCAGAGACCCAGACAAGGACCAUCACCGUUACAAGGAAAGUUACAGCUUAUACUGUGGAUGUGACUGGCUCAACAGACUCAAAAGAGAUUGAUAUAAGUAGCCCUGAAUACAAAAUCAAGAUUCCUCGUCAUGAAAUAACAGAGAUUUCAAAAACUAGUGUUGAGACAGAAGAGGGUAAAACCAUGAUCAAAAUUCCUGGUAUUGAUGUAUCUGGGAAAAGCUUGCAAACAAGUGGAGAGUCCAGUGUUUCCCUUCCAGGAGAUUCUUUGAAUGUUCACACCACUACUGUGAGAUACAAAGGACAAUUUGCAUUUCCUGAAGGUGAAAAUGAUGCUAAUUCUCAAGUUGGCAAACUAGCCUCUGCAGGCAUACAUGUGCCAGAUUUAAGUAUUUCUGGGCCAAAAUUCCAAAGUUAUGAAAGGAAAAUUGAUGUCAAAACAUCCAGAUUUGGGGCAGAACAUAUUGAUUUUAGAAGCCCUAAUUUUAUGGGUGCUUCUGAAGAGAUUGGACUUGAGGUAAAAACGCCUGAUCGUGAUACUUCAACAAAGUCAGCUGUGAAUAUCAAAGAAAGUCAGAGCACAACUUCUAAAAUUGGCUUCCAAACAUCCAGUACAACAGUAAAAGGUUUGCAGCUUGAUGUAAAAGCGCCCGAGAGUCUGAAAAGUGGAACCUUAAACACAAGUGUUAGAAUGCCAGAAACAGAUAUAAACAUUUCUUCUACACAAUCCCAGUUUGCCAAUGUAAGUGGAAAUAUUCAAACACCUAAAAUAGACUUACACAGUCAGGAUAAAAGUGGUAAAUCAGUAAAAAUAGCGCUCCAAGGUGAAAAUAUUAAGAUGUCAAACUUUACAUCUGUUGGACCAAAGUUAGACAGUCAGUUCAAGCUCAGUCAAUCUAGUCAAGAGGGAUUAGCAACUACUGGUGCUCAUGUGGACACCACUUCAGGAUUUGAAGGAAAAGCAAAUAUUUCUAAGGUAAAUGUGACAGGACCAAUUGUAAAUUUGAAAGGAACUGAUGUAGAGCUUGAAAACUCUGUGGGCAAGAUAAGCAUGCCUUCAUUUAAAGUGCCAAAAUUUGGUUUCUCAGAAACAAAUUACGAGACUACUCAACCUGAAUUGAAACUUCAAGGAACAAAUUUGCCAGAGGGUAAAAGCGAGACAUGGGGGGUUAAUGUACCAAAACUUUCCAUGCCAAAUGUAAGGAUAGAUACAAAAGGUCCUAGUAGGAGGAUGGGGACUGAGAUUUCAGGUAUUGAGAGUGAACAUGAUUUAAAAUUUGGUGUUAAGCGUCCAGAGGUUAGCAUUGGAACUAAAGGUGUUGGAAUUAAAGGUUCGAACGUUUCCAUUGAGGGCAAGGAGGGACCUGUAGAAAUUGCAGAUGUGGGUGGUUUGGAGGGAGGGCUAAAAAUGCCUAAAUUUUAUUUGCCUAAAUUCACCUUGUCAGAAUCAAAAGGUGGGAUUAAUCCAUCAGACCAUCAAGCUGAUAUAGUAGGUAAUUUAAAACCUCCAGCUCUAGACAUUACAGGUCAGUUUGGGAAUGUUGAAGAAGGUCAUCUAGCUAAGUCAUCUGUAAGUGUCUCUUUGCCAAAAAUAUCUGAGCCUGCUAUGAAUCUUAAUUUGAAAGGCUGUAAAGGAAUAGAUAUUUCAAAACCUAAAAUUAACAUUAUGGGUCCCACAGCUGACCUAGAUGCCACAGAUAUGAAUAUUGGUGGAAAAGUUGAAGGUUUAAAAUUUAAAGUGCCACCAGUGCAACUUCCAAAAUCUGAAACUAAACUGAAAGGUCCUACAAUAGUAGGAAAUCUGGAAAGUGUCAGUGAUAGUAUUAAAGUACCAGAAGUUGAAUUUGAAGCCCCAAAAAUUAACCUAGGAUCUCCAGAAAGUAAGCUUAGUAUGCCCACAUUUAAAAUGCCAAAGUUUGGGAUUUCUGAGUCAAACUUGGAUGGAAGACGUGUUGAUGUAGACCUACCCAAACUGGAUGUAAGUACCAUUGAUGACAAAAUAGAUGUUGAUAGCUCUAAACUUAAUACACAAUCUGUAAAUAUCAGUUUAUCAAAGGUGUCUGUACCUGAGGUUGAUCUUAAUGUUAAAGGUCCUAAAUUUGAAGAUGCAAAAGGUCAAAAAGUUGAUAUUAAGACCCCAGAAGUAGACCUUCAAGCCCCAGAUGUAGAACUUCAUGGUAAAGUAAUAGGUCCCAAAAGCAAGAUGACUACAGUAAUUCUCCCAAAAAUACCCAUGCCUGAUUUUGACAUUAAUCUGAAAGGUCCAAAAGUUGAAGAUGUAAAAGGCCCUAAAGUUGAUAUUAAGGCACCUGAGGUAGAUCUUCCGAAAAUGCGUAUGCCUGAUGUCGAUCUAAACCUAAAAGGGCCAAAGCUAGAAGGAAAUUUAAAUAUUAAGACUCAGGAAGUUGACUUAGAAUCACCUGAUAUUAUUCUGAAAGGUUCAGAAGGAAAGCUUAAGAUGCCAAAGUUUGGUUUUUCAGGACAAAAUGUUGAAGGUUCUGAAGGUGAUAUUAGUCUUCCUACAGCUAAUCUUGAUGUGUGUGGACUAGAUGUUGAAACACCUGAAGUUAAGUUGAAGGGUCCUAAAUUAGAAAUGCCCUCUAUGAAUUUUAAUCUACCAAAAAUAUCUAAGCCUGAUGUUGAUCUGAGUAUGAAAGGUCCUAAAAUUGAAGGAGAUCUAAAAGGCCCUAAAAUUGACAUUAAGGCCCCCGAAGUUGAUUUUAAAGUCCCUGAUGUAGAAGUCGAUGAUAAGGUGAAAGGUCCAAAAUUCAAGAUGGCAUCAGUAUCUGUACCAAAAAUGACUAUGCCAGAAUAUGACAUCAAUUUAAAAGGUUCUAAGUUGGAAGGGGACAUCAAGGGUCCAAAAAUUGACAUGAAGGGGCCUAAGGUGGACCUUAAUGCUCCUGAAGUAGACACAGAUGGGAAAGUAAAAGGUUCAAAAUUGAAAAUGCCUUCAGUUAAUUUUCCCAAAGUUUCUAUGCCUGAUGUUGAUUUGAAUAUGAGAGGCCCAAACUGGAAAGGAGGGGCAGAUAUUUUGUUACCCAAAGCAGAAGGAGAGGUUAAAGGUCUUAAUUUUGACUUAAAGGGUCCAGAGUUUAAUGCAGAUAUGACAGGUGUUGAUGUAGAAGGUCCAGAAGGAAAAGUGAGAAUUCCCAAAUUUAAAAUGCCAAAGUUUGGAUUUUCAGGAUCUAGUGUUGAAUCUACUGGACUGGAUGUUGAUAUUCCUAAAGCUGAUCUUGAUUUGUCUGAACCAGAAUUAGAUGUCUCUGGCCCUGAUUUUAAAGUAAAAGGCUCCAAAUUUAAAAUGCCCUCAAUAAAUUUCAAUCGGCCCAAGUUAUCUAAGCCCGAGCUAACUGUGAAAGGGCCGAAGAUUGAAGGAGAUGUGACAAUUCCUAAAGUUGACAUUAAGGCACCAGAGGUAGACAUAGAAGGCCCAGAUGUAAACCUUGAUGGUAAAGUAAAAGGUCCAAAAUUCAGGAUGCCCUCUGCAAAUCUUCCCGAAAUGUCCAUGCCUGAUUUUGACAUUAAUCUUAAAGGUGCUAAAGUUGAAGGAGAUGUAAAAGGCCCUAAAGUUGAAAUGAAGGCACCAGAGGUAGACAUAGGAGGCCCAGAUGUAAACCUUGAUGGUAAAGUAAAAGGGCCAAAAUUCAGGAUGCCCUCUGCAAAUUUUCCCAAAAUGUCCAUGCCUGAUUUUGACAUUAAUCUUAAAGGUCCUAAAGUUGAAGGAGAUGUAAAAUGCCCUAAAGUUGAAAUAAAGGCACCAGAGGUAGACCUAGAAGCCCCAGAUGUAGAUCUUGAUGGUAAAGUAAAAGGUCCAAAAUUCAGGAUGCCCUCUGCAAAUUUUCCCAAAAUGUCCAUGCCUGAUUUUGACAUUAAUCUUAAAGGUCCUAAAGUUGAAGGAGAUGUAAAAUGCCCUAAAGUUGAAAUAAAGGCACCAGAGGUAGACCUAGAAGCCCCAGAUGUAGAUCUUGAUGGUAAAGUAAAAGGUCCAAAAUUCAGGAUGCCCUCUGCAAAUUUUCCCAAAAUGUCCAUGCCUGAUUUUGACAUUAAUCUUAAAGGUCCUAAAGUUGAAGGAGAUGUAAAAUGCCCUAAAGUUGAAAUGAAGGCACCAGAGGUAGACCUAGAAGCCCCAGAUGUAAACCUUGAUGGCAAAGUAAAAGGUCCAAAAUUCAGGAUGCCCUCUGCAAAUUUUCCCAAAAUGUCCAUGCCUGAUUUUGACAUUAAUCUUAAAGGUCCUAAAGUUGAAGGAGAUGUAAAAUGCCCUAAAGUUGAAAUGAAGGCACCAGAGGUAGACCUAGAAGCCCCAGAUGUAAACCUUGAUGGCAAAGUAAAAGGUCCAAAAUUCAGGAUGCCCUCUGCAAAUUUUCCCAAAAUGUCCAUGCCGGAUUUUGACAUUAAUCUUAAAGGUCCUAAAGUUGAAGGAGAUGUAAAAUGCCCUAAAGUUGAAAUGAAGGCACCAGAGGUAGACCUAGAAGCCCCAGAUGUAAACCUUGAUGGCAAAGUAAAAGGUCCAAAAUUCAGGAUGCCCUCUGCAAAUUUUCCCAAAAUGUCCAUGCCUGAUUUUAACAUUAAUCUUAAAGGUCCUAAAGUUGAAGGAGAUGUAAAAUGCCCUAAAGUUGAAAUAAAGGCACCAGAGGUAGACCUAGAAGCCCCAGAUGUAGAUCUUGAUGGUAAAGUAAAAGGUCCAAAAUUCAGGAUGCCCUCUGCAAAUUUUCCCAAAAUGUCCAUGCCUGAUUUUGACAUUAAUCUUAAAGGUCCUAAAGUUGAAGGAGAUGUAAAAUGCCCUAAAGUUGAAAUAAAGGCACCAGAGGUAGACCUAGAAGCCCCAGAUGUAGAUCUUGAUGGUAAAGUAAAAGGUCCAAAAUUCAGGAUGCCCUCUGCAAAUUUUCCCAAAAUGUCCAUGCCUGAUUUUGACAUUAAUCUUAAAGGUCCUAAAGUUGAAGGAGAUGUAAAAUGCCCUAAAGUUGAAAUGAAGGCACCAGAGGUAGACCUAGAAGCCCCAGAUGUAAACCUUGAUGGUAAAGUAAAAGGUCCAAAAUUCAGGAUGCCCUCUGCAAAUCUUCCAAAUAUGUCCAUGCCUGAUGUUGAUUUAAAUUUGAAAGGUCCAAACUGGAAAGGAAAAACUGAUUAUGAAUUUCCCAAAGUAGAAGGGGGGGUAAAGGGUCCAGAGAUUGAUAUAGGAAUGCCUGACAUUGAUAGUCCAGAAGGAAAACUAAAAAUGCCUAAAUUUAAAAUGCCAAAGUUUGGAUUUUCUGGGCCACAUGUUGAAGGCUCAGGCGAUAUUGAUCUUGAUAUUAGUUUACCUAAAAUGUCUAUGCCAGAUGUGGAUAUGAAUAUAAAAGGCCCUAAGUGGAGGGGUAGAGAAGCUGAUAUUUCUACUCCUAAUUUGGAAGUAGACCUAAAAGGGCCAGCUGUGGAUGUAAAGGCUCCAGCGGUAGAUAUUAAAGGACCUGAAGGCAAACUUAAAGCUCCUAAAAUUAAAAUGCCAAAGAUUUCUGUGCCUGAUAUUGAUCUUAAUUUAAAGGGACCCAAAAUAAAAGCAGGAGGAGAUAUUGAAUUAGGGGAUGCUGAAAUUAAACUCCCUAAAUUAGAGGGAGAUUUAAAAGGUCCAGAUUUUGACCUUGAAGUACCCAUUGGUAAUGUAGAAUUAUCUGAAGGGAAACUGAAAAUGCCAACAUUUAAAAUGCCAAAAUUUGGUUUUUCAGGCCCUUCUGCAGAGGGGUCUGGUGUAGAUGUUGACAUUUCUGGACCAAAGAUGAAUGUAAAAACACCAGAGGUAGGAGUUGAAAUCCCAGAAGGAAAGGUUAAAAGUCCUAACGUUAAAGUGCCAUCAGUUAACUUAAACCUACAGCAUGUUUCCAUGCCUGACACAGAUCUGCAUCUAAAAGGACCCAAAUUAAAAGGAGGAAUAGAUGGACCAGAUGCAAAUAUUGAGGCAGAUCUAAAAGGUCCAAAAAUUGAAAUUAAAGGUCCAGAGUUACAGGUUCCAAGCUCAUCAUUAUCUGCUGAAUUACCAGAGGGUAAAGUUAAAGGUUCUAAAUUUAAGUUACCAUCAUGGGGAUUUUCAAAACCAAGCAUAUCCAUACCUGAUGUAGAUCUUAAUUUGAAAGGGUCAAAAGUUAAAGGUGACCUAGAUAUUACAGCAAAGGGAGGAAGUCUUAAAGGACCAGAAUUAGGAGUUGGGUUGCCUGAAGUAGACAUUGAUGUACCUGACGCAAAGGUUAAAAAGUCUAAAUUCAGGCUUCCAAAGUUUAACUUUUCAGGUAGUAAAGCAGCCAGUGCAGACAUAAAGGUUCCAAAACCUGAUGUUGAGGUUAGUGGGCCUGAUGUGGACAUUCCCAAUUUGGAAGCAAAGGGUAAAGCUCAAAAAUUUAAAAUGCCAUCAUUAAACAUAACAAGCCCUAAGGUGUCAGUACCAGACGUAGAAUUGAAUUUGAAAGAACCUAAAUUUGAAGGCGAUUUGAAAGGGCCUAAAAUAGAUAUUAGAAGCCCUGAUGUAGAGGCAGCACCAGAUAUAGAUCUUGAUGGCAAAAUUAAAGGUCCGAAAUUUAAAAUGUCAUCAAUGCAGUUUCCAAAAGUGUCCAUGCCUGAUGUUGAUCUCAAUUUAAAAGGUCCUAAAAUUGAAGGCGACUUGAAAGGUCCCAAUAUUGACAUGAAAGGUCCUGAGUUAGAUAUUGAAGGUCCAGACAUUGAAUUAGAGACACCAGAUGUCAAUUUAAAAGGCUCUGAAGGAAAAUUCAAAAUGCCCAAAUUUAAAAUGCCCAAAUUUGGUAUGUCUGGGCCAAAAGUGGAAGGACUGAAUGUAGAUGUUAGCUUACCAAAAGGCAAUGUUGAUGUUUCUGGCCCAAGUGUAGAUAUUAAGCCACCUGAAAUUGACAUAGAAGGCCCGGAAGGGAAGUUGAAAGGUCCACAUUUAAAGAUGCCAAAGAUGCCAUCAAUGAAUAUCCAUGCACCCAAAUUAUCCAUGCCAGACUUUGACUUAAAUCUGAAAGGUCCAAAAGUUGAGGGAGAUUUGAAAGGACCCAAAGUUGAUAUCAAGUGCCCAGAGGUUAACCUUGAUGCCCCUGACAUAGAUGUUGAUGGAAAAGUCAAAGGGCCCAAGUUCGGACUGCCAUCAAUGCAGUUUCCAAAAAUGUCCAUGCCCAAUGUUGAUCUCAAUCUAAAAGGUCCUAAAAUUGAAGGUGACUUGAAAGGUCCCAAUAUUGACAUAAAAGGUCCUGAGUUGAAUGUUGAAGGUCCAGACGUUGAAUUAGAGACACCAGAUAUCAAUUUGAGAGGCUCUGAAGGAAAAUUCAAAAUGCCAAAAUUUAAUAUGCCAAAAUUUGGUAUGUCAGGGCCAAAAGUGGAAGGACUGGAUGUAGAUUUUAACUUACCAAAGGGCAAUGUUGAUAUUUCUGGGCCCAGUGUAGAUAUUAAGCCACCUGAAAUUGACAUAGAAGGCACGGAAGGGAAGUUGAAAGGUCCACAUUUCAAGAUGCCAAAGAUGCCAUCAAUGAAUAUCCAUGCACCCAAAUUAUCCAUGCCAGAUUUUGACUUAAAUCUGAAAGGUCCAAAAGUUGAGGGAGAUUUGAAAGGACCCAAAGUUGAUAUCGAGUGCCCAGAGGUUCACCUUGAUGCCCCUGACAUAGAUGUUGAUGGAAAAGUCAAAGGGCCCAAGAUCGGACUGCCAUCAAUGCAGUUUCCAAAAAUGUCCAUGCCCAAUGUUGAUCUCAAUCUAAAAGGUCCUAAAAUUGAAGGUGACUUGAAAGGUCCCAAUAUUGACAUAAAAGGUCCUGAGUUGAAUGUUGAAGGUCCAGACGUUGAAUUAGAGACACCAGAUAUCAAUUUGAGAGGCUCUGAAGGAAAAUUCAAAAUGCCAAAAUUUAAUAUGCCAAAAUUUGGUAUGUCAGGGCCAAAAGUGGAAGGACUGGAUGUAGAUUUUAACUUACCAAAGGGCAAUGUUGAUAUUUCUGGGCCCAGUGUAGAUAUUAAGCCACCUGAAAUUGACAUAGAAGGCCCGGAAGGGAAGUUGAAAGGUCCACAUUUCAAGAUGCCAAAGAUGCCAUCAAUGAAUAUCCAUGCACCCAAAUUAUCCAUGCCAGAUUUUGACUUAAAUCUGAAAGGUCCAAAAGUUGAGGGAGAUUUGAAAGGACCCAAAGUUGAUAUCAAGUGCCCAGAGGUUCACCUUGAUGCCCCUGACAUAGAUGUUGAUGGAAAAGUCAAAGGGCCCAAGUUCGGACUGCCAUCAAUGCAGUUUCCAAAAAUGUCCAUGCCCGAUGUUGAUCUCAAUCUAAAAGGUCCUAAAAUUGAAGGUGACUUGAAAGGUCCCAAUAUUGACAUAAAAGGUCCUGAGUUGAAUGUUGAAGGUCCAGACGUUGAAUUAGAGACACCAGAUAUCAAUUUGAGAGGCUCUGACGGAAAAUUCAAAAUGCCCAAAUUUAAUAUGCCAAAAUUUGGUAUGUCAGGGCCAAAAGUGGAAGGACUGGAUGUAGAUUUUAACUUACCAAAGGGCAAUGUUGAUAUUUCUGGGCCAAGUGUAGAUAUUAAGCCACCUGAAAUUGACAUAGAAGGCCCGGAAGGGAAGUUGAAAGGUCCACAUUUAAAGAUGCCAAAGAUGCCAUCAAUGAAUAUCCAUGCACCCAAAUUAUCCAUGCCAGACUUUGACUUAAAUCUGAAAGGUCCAAAAGUUGAGGGAGAUUUGAAAGGACCCAAAGUUGAUAUCAAGUGCCCAGAGGUUCACCUUGAUGCCCCUGACAUAGAUGUUGAUGGAAAAGUCAAAGGGCCCAAGUUCGGACUGCCAUCAAUGCAGUUUCCAAAAAUGUCCAUGCCCGAUGUUGAUCUCAAUCUAAAAGGUCCUAAAAUUGAAGGUGACUUGAAAGGUCCCAAUAUUGACAUAAAAGGUCCUGAGUUAGAUAUUGAAGGUCCAGACAUUGAAUUAGAGACACCAGAUGUCAAUUUAAAAGGCUCUGAAGGAAAAUUCAAAAUGCCCAAAUUUAAAAUGCCCAAAUUUGGUAUGUCAGGGCCAAAAGUGGAAGGACUGGAUGUAGAUUUUAACUUACCAAAGGGCAAUGUUGAUAUUUCUGGGCCAAGUGUAGAUAUUAAGCCACCUGAAAUUGACAUAGAAGGCCCGGAAGGGAAGUUGAAAGGUCCACAUUUAAAGAUGCCAAAGAUGCCAUCAAUGAAUAUCCAUGCACCCAAAUUAUCCAUGCCAGACUUUGACUUAAAUCUGAAAGGUCCAAAAGUUGAGGGAGAUUUGAAAGGACCCAAAGUUGAUAUCAAGUGCCCAGAGGUUAAUCUUGAUGCCCCUGACAUAGAUGUUGAUGGAAAAGUCAAAGGUCCCAAGUUCGGACUGCCAUCAAUGCAGUUUCCAAAAAUGUCCAUGCCCAAUGUUGAUUUCAAUCUAAAAGGUCCUAAAAUUGAAGGUGACUUGAAAGGUCCCAAUAUUGACAUAAAAGGUCCUGAUUUGAAUGUUGAAGGUCCAGACGUUGAAUUAGAGACACCAGAUAUCAAUUUGAGAGGCUCUGAAGGAAAAUUCAAAAUGCCCAAAUUUAAUAUGCCAAAAUUUGGUAUGUCAGGGCCAAAAGUGGAAGGACUGGAUGUAGAUUUUAAUUUACCAAAGGGCAAUGUUGAUAUUUCUGGGCCAAGUGUAGAUAUUAAGCCACCUGAAAUUGACAUAGAAGGCCCGGAAGGGAAGUUGAAAGGUCCACAUUUCAAGAUGCCAAAGAUGCCAUCAAUGAAUAUCCAUGGACCCAAAUUAUCCAUGCCAGACUUUGACUUAAAUCUGAAAGGUCCAAAAGUUGAGGGAGAUUUGAAAGGACCCAAAGUUGAUAUCAAGUGCCCAGAGGUUCACCUUGAUGCCCCUGACAUAGAUGUUGAUGGAAAAGUCAAAGGGCCCAAGUUCGGACUGCCAUCAAUGCAGUUUCCAAAAAUGUCCAUGCCCAAUGUUGAUCUCAAUCUAAAAGGUCCUAAAAUUGAAGGCGACUUGAAAGGUCCCAAUAUUGACAUAAAAGGUCCUGAGUUGAAUGUUGAAGGUCCAGACGUUGAUCUAGAGACACCAGAUAUCAAAUUGAGAGGCUCUGAAGGAAAAUUCAAAAUGCCCAAAUUUAAUAUGCCAAAAUUUGGUAUGUCAGGGCCAAAAGUGGAAGGACUGAAUGUAGAUGUUAGCUUACCAAAAGGCAAUGUUGAUAUUUCUGGGCCCAGUGUAGAUAUUAAGCCACCUGAAAUUGACAUAGAAGGCCCGGAAGGGAAGUUGAAAGGUCCACAUUUAAAGAUGCCAAAGAUGCCAUCAAUGAAUAUCCAUGCACCAAAAUUAUCCAUGCCAGAUUUUGACUUAAAUCUGAAAGGUCCAAAAGUUGAGGGAGAUUUGAAAGGACCCAAAGGUGAUAUCAAGUGCCCAGAGGUUCACCUUGAUGCCCCUGACAUAGAUGUUGAUGGAAAAGUCAAAGGUCCCAAGUUCGGAUUGCCAUCAAUGCAGUUUCCAAAAAUGUCCAUGCCCGAUGUUGAUUUCAAUCUAAAAGGUCCUAAAAUUGAAGGUGACUUGAAAGGUCCCAAUAUUGACAUAAAAGGUCCUAAGUUAGAUAUUGAAGGUCCAGACAUUGAAUUAGAGACACCAGAUGUCAAUUUAAAAGGCUCUGAAGGAAAAUUCAAAAUGCCCAAAUUUAAAAUGCCCAAAUUUGGUAUGUCGGGGCCAAAAGUGGAAGGACUGGAUGUAGAUUUGAACUUACCAAAAGGCAAUGUUGAUAUUUCUGGGCCAAGGGUAGAUAUUAAGCCACCUGGAAUUGACAUAGAAGGCCCUGAAGGGAAAUUGAAAGGUCCACAUUUAAAGAUGCCAAAGAUGCCAUCAAUGAAUAUCCAUGCACCCAAAUUAUCCAUGCCAGACUUUGACUUAAAUCUGAAAGGUCCAAAAGUUGAGGGAGAUUUGAAAGGACCCAAAGUUGAUAUCAAGUGCCCAGAGGUUAACCUUGAUGCCCCUGACAUAGAUGUUGAUGGAAAAGUCAAAGGGCCCAAGAUCGGACUGCCAUCAAUGCAGUUUCCAAAAAUGUCCAUGCCCAAUGUUGAUCUCAAUCUAAAAGGUCCUAAAAUUGAAGGUGACUUUAAAGGUCCCAAUAUUGACAUAAAAGGUCCUGAGUUGAAUGUUGAAGGUCCAGACGUUGAAUUAGAGACACCAGAUAUCAAUUUGAGAGGCUCUGAAGGAAAAUUCAAAAUGCCCAAAUUUAAUAUGCCAAAAUUUGGUAUGUCAGGGCCAAAAGUGGAAGGACUGGAUGUAGAUUUGAACCUACCAAAGGGCAAUGUUGAUAUUUCUGGGCCCAGUGUAGAUAUUAAGCCACCUGAAAUUGACAUAGAAGGCCCGGAAGGGAAGUUGAAAGGUCCACAUUUCAAGAUGCCAAAGAUGCCAUCAAUGAAUAUCCAUGCACCCAAAUUAUCCAUGCCAGAUUUUGACUUAAAUCUGAAAGGUCCAAAAGUUGAGGGAGAUUUGAAAGGACCCAAAGUUGAUAUCAAGUGCCCAGAGGUUCACCUUGAUGCCCCUGACAUAGAUGUUGAUGGAAAAGUCAAAGGGCCCAAGUUCGGACUGCCAUCAAUGCAGUUUCCAAAAAUGUCCAUGCCCAAUGUUGAUCUCAAUCUAAAAGGUCCUAAAAUUGAAGGUGACUUGAAAGGUCCCAAUAUUGACAUAAAAGGUCCUGAGUUGAAUGUUGAAGGUCCAGACGUUGAUCUAGAGACACCAGAUAUCAAUUUGAGAGGCUCUGAAGGAAAAUUUAAAAUGCCCAAAUUUAAUAUGCCAAAAUUUGGUAUGUCAGGGCCAAAAGUGGAAGGACUGGAUGUAGAUUUGAACCUACCAAAGGGCAAUGUUGAUAUUUCUGGGCCCAGUGUAGAUAUUAAGCCACCUGAAAUUGACAUAGAAGGCCCGGAAGGGAAGUUGAAAGGUCCACAUUUCAAGAUGCCAAAGAUGCCAUCAAUGAAUAUCCAUGCACCCAAAUUAUCCAUGCCAGAUUUUGACUUAAAUCUAAAAGGUCCAAAAGUUGAGGGAGAUUUGAAAGGACCCAAAGCUGAUAUCAAGUGCCCAGAGGUUCACCUUGAUGCCCCUGACAUAGAUGUUGAUGGAAAAGUCAAAGGUCCCAAGUUUGGAUUGCCAUCAAUGCAGUUUCCAAAAAUGUCCAUGCCCGAUGUUGAUUUCAAUCUAAAAGGUCCUAAAAUUGAAGGUGACUUGAAAAGUCCCAAUAUUGACAUAAAAGGUCCUAAGUUAGAUAUUGAAGGUCCAGACAUUGAAUUAGAGUCACCAGAUGUCAAUUUAAAAGGCUCUGAAGGAAAAUUCAAAAUGCCCAAAUUUAAAAUGCCCAAAUUUGGUAUGUCGGGGCCAAAAGUGGAAGGACUGGAUGUAGAUUUGAACUUACCAAAAGGCAAUGUUGAUAUUUCUGGGCCAAGGGUAGAUAUUAAGCCACCUGGAAUUGACAUAGAAGGCCCUGAAGGGAAAUUGAAAGGUCCACAUUUAAAGAUGCCAAAGAUGCCAUCAAUGAAUAUCCAUGCACCAAAAUUAUCCAUGCCAGAUUUUGACUUAAAUCUAAAAGGUCCAAAAGUUGAGGGAGAUUUGAAAGGACCCAAAGGUGAUAUCAAGUGCCCAGAGGUUCACCUUGAUGCCCCUGACAUAGAUGUUGAUGGAAAAGUCAAAGGUCCUAAGUUCGGAUUGCCAUCAAUGCAGUUUCCAAAAAUGUCCAUGCCCGAUGUUGAUUUCAAUCUAAAAGGUCCUAAAAUUGAAGGUGACUUGAAAGGUCCCAAUAUUGACAUAAAAGGUCCUGAGUUGAAUGUUGAAGGUCCAGACGUUGAAUUAGAGACACCAGAUAUCAAUUUGAGAGGCUCUGAAGGAAAAUUCAAAAUGCCCAAAUUUAAUAUGCCAAAAUUUGGUAUGUCUGGGCCAAAAGUGGAAGGACUGGAUGUAGAUUUGAACUUACCAAAAGGCAAUGUUGAUAUUUCUGGGCCAAGUGUAGAUAUUAACACACCUGAAAUUGACAUAGAAGGCCCGGAAGGGAAGUUGAAAGGUCCACAUUUCAAGAUGCCAAAGAUGCCAUCAAUGAAUAUCCAUGCACCAAAAUUAUCCAUGCCAGAUUUUGACUUAAAUCUGAAAGGUCCAAAAGUUGAGGGAAAUUUGAAAGGACCCAAAGGUGAUAUCAAGUGCCCAGAGGUUCACCUUGAUGCCCCUGACAUAGAUGUUGAUGGAAAAGUCAAAGGUCCCAAGUUCGGAUUGCCAUCAAUGCAGUUUCCAAAAAUGUCCAUGCCUGAUGUUGAUUUCAAUCUAAAAGGUCCUAAAAUUGAAGGCGACUUGAAAGGUCCCAAUAUUGACAUAAAAGGUCCUGAGUUAGAUAUUGAAGGUCCAGACAUUGAAUUAGAGACACCAGAUGUCAAUUUAAAAGGCUCUGAAGGAAAAUUCAAAAUGCCCAAAUUUAAAAUGCCCAAAUUUGGUAUGUCGGGGCCAAAAGUGGAAGGACUGGAUGUAGAUUUGAACUUACCAAAAGGCAAUGUUGAUAUUUCUGGGCCAAGUGUAGAUAUUAAGCCACCUGAAAUUGACAUAGAAGGCCCUGAAGGGAAAUUGAAAGGUCCACAUUUAAAGAUGCCAAAGAUGCCAUCAAUGAAUAUCCAUGCACCAAAAUUAUCCAUGCCAGAUUUUGACUUAAAUCUAAAAGGUCCAAAAGUUGAGGGAGAUUUUAAAGGACCCAAAGGUGAUAUCAAGUGCCCAGAGGUUCACCUUGAUGCCCCUGACAUAGAUGUUGAUGGAAAAGUCAAAGGUCCCAAGUUCGGAUUGCCAUCAAUGCAGUUUCCAAAAAUGUCCAUGCCCGAUGUUGAUUUCAAUCUAAAAGGUCCUAAAAUUGAAGGUGACUUGAAAGGUCCCAAUAUUGACAUAAAAGGUCCUGAGUUAGAUAUUGAAGGUCCAGACAUUGAAUUAGAGACACCAGAUGUCAAUUUAAAAGGCUCUGAAGGAAAAUUCAAAAUGCCCAAAUUUAAAAUGCCUAAAUUUGGUAUGUCAGGGCCAAAAGUGGAAGGACUGAAUGUAGAUGUUAGCUUACCAAAAGGCAAUGUUGAUGUUUCUGGCCCAAGUGUAGAUAUUAAGCCACCUGAAAUUGACAUAGAAGGCCCUGAAGGGAAAUUGAAAGGUCCACAUUUAAAGAUGCCAAAGAUGCCAUCAAUGAAUAUCCAUGCACCAAAAUUAUCCAUGCCAGAUUUUGACUUAACUCUGAAAGGUCCAAAAGUUGAGGGAGAUUUGAAAGGACCCAAAGGUGAUAUCAAGUGCCCAGAGGUUCACCUUGAUGCCCCUGACAUAGAUGUUGAUGGAAAAGUCAAAGGUCCCCAUUUCGGAUUGCCAUCAAUGCAGUUUCCAAAAAUGUCCAUGCCCGAUGUUGAUUUCAAUCUAAAAGGUCCUAAAAUUGAAGGUGACUUGAAAGGUCCCAAUAUUGACAUAAAAGGUCCUGAGUUAGAUAUUGAAGGUCCAGACAUUGAAUUAGAGACACCAGAUGUCAAUUUAAAAGGCUCUGAAGGAAAAUUCAAAAUGCCCAAAUUUAAAAUGCCCAAAUUUGGUAUGUCGGGGCCAAAAGUGGAAGGACUGGAUGUAGAUUUGAACUUACCAAAAGGCAAUGUUGAUAUUUCUGGGCCAAGUGUAGAUAUUAACCCACCUGAAAUUGACAUAGAAGGCCCGGAAGGGAAGUUGAAAGGUCCACAUUUAAAGAUGCCAAAGAUGCUAUCAAUGAAUAUCCAUGCACCAAAAUUAUCCAUGCCAGAUUUUGACUUAACUCUGAAAGGUCCAAAAGUUGAGGGAGAUUUGAAAGGACCCAAAGGUGAUAUCAAGUGCCCAGAGGUUCACCUUGAUGCCCCUGACAUAGAUGUUGAUGGAAAAGUCAAAGGUCCCCAUUUCGGAUUGCCAUCAAUGCAGUUUCCAAAAAUGUCCAUGCCCGAUGUUGAUUUCAAUCUAAAAGGUCCUAAAAUUGAAGGUGACUUGAAAGGUCCCAAUAUUGACAUAAAAGGUCCUGAGUUAGAUAUUGAAGGUCCAGACAUUGAAUUAGAGACACCAGAUGUCAAUUUAAAAGGCUCUGAAGGAAAAUUUAAAAUGCCCAAAUUUAAUAUGCCCAAAUUUGGUAUGUCAGGGCCAAAAGUGGAAGGACUGAAUGUAGAUGUUAGCUUACCAAAAGGCAAUGUUGAUGUUUCUGGCCCAAGUGUAGAUAUUAAGUCACCUGAAAUUGACAUAGAAGGCCCGGAAGGGAAGUUGAAAGGUCCACAUUUAAAGAUGCCAAAGAUGCCAUCAAUGAAUAUCCAUGCACCAAAAUUAUCCAUGCCAGAUUUUGACUUAAAUCUGAAAGGUCCAAAAGUUGAGGGAGAUUUGAAAGGACCCAAAGUUAAUAUCAAGGGCCCAGAAAUUGACCUUGAUGUUCCUGAAAUAGAUGUUGAUGGAAAAGUAAAAGGUCCCAACCUUGAAGGAGACUUAAAAGUUCCUAAUAUUAACAUAAAGGGUCCAAAAUUGGAUGCUGAGGCUCCAGAUGUUGAUUUACAGAUACCAGAUGUAAAUUUGAAAGGCUCAGAAGGAAAGCUUAAAAUGCCUAAAUUUAAACUGCCCAAAUUUGAUAUCUCUGGUCCAAAGGGGAGGUUAGAUGUAGAUGUUAGCCCACCUAAAGGACAUGUUGCUAUAUCAGGAGAUCUAGCCCUAUCUAGUCCUAAGAUUGAGACGGCACUACCAGAGGUGGAAUUUGAGGCUCCUGAUGGUAAGAUAAAAGGAUCAAAAUUUAAGAAGCCUUCACUGAACCUACCAGAUGUAUCAAUGCCAGAAAUAAGUUUGAAAGGACCCAAAAUUAAAGGGGAUGUAGAUCUUUCUGGUCCAAAGCUAGAAGGAGAUGUAUCUCUGAAGAAUCCAAAUCUAAAGGGAGAUUUUUAUGUCACUGGACCACAGUUAGGAGACCUAAAAAGCUCAGAAAUUGAUGUAGAUAUUGAUUUACCUGAGGGUAAUUUAAAAAUACCAAAAGCUAAGAAACCAAAGUUUGGUUUUGGCAUUAAGUCACCUAAAGCAGAAGUCAAAUCCCCUUCUGUAGAUGUUUCUGUUCCCGAUGUAGAUUUUGAUUCUGAAAUACCUGAUGUAAGUGUGAGUGGUAAGGGGAAAAAGGGAAAAUUUAAAAUGCCAAAAAUUCACAUGAGUGGCCCAAAAAUAAAAGGCAAAAAGGGUGGUUUUGAUGUAAGCACACCUAAUAUGGAUAAUGACCUAAAUCUUAAUGCACCUGAUGUGGAUUUAAAUUUGCCAGGUGGCGAUUUAGACGUAAAGACAGAAAUUGGCUUGAAAGCUCAUAAAACCCGAAAACCAUUGUUUGGAAAACUUCAUUUUCCUGAUGUGGAGUUUGAUAUAAAGUCUCCAAAAUUAAAGGGAGAUGGUUCUCUUCAAAGCCCUAAAGCAGACAUAAAGACUCCAGAUUUAGAUAUUGGUGGUGGAGUAAAGAUGCCGGAAGCUGAUUUAACAACUUCAGGAGUUAGCAUUGAAGGUCCUGAUAUAAAGAUGAAGAAAAACAAAUUUAAACUUCCAGGUUUCGGUAUGUCAGGCCCAAAAGUAGAAGUGCCAGAUGCAGAUCUUUUGCUUUCUAAAGGAAGUGUUGACCUAUCUGGCCCAAAAAUUUACGUAGCAGCCCCUAAUCUAGAUGUCAAAACUGGUGCAAUGAGUAGUAACAGUAAGUUACCCAGUCUUUCUGCUGACAUGUCUGCACCCAAAAUUUCUGUUCCAGACAUUGAUUUGAAUUUGCAAGGACCAAACGUUAAGGCAGAUAAGGUAGGCUCUGUUGACCUAAAUCCUCCCAACAUAGACACUUCUGGCGUAAGUGGCAAAUUUAAUGUGCCAGAAUUUGGUAUUUCAGGCCUCCCCCGAGGUGGAGCUGAUGUUAAUUUUGACACAACAUUCAAAACUGCAAAGCUAGAUUCUAGCUUCCAAGGCCCUUCCAUUACAACUUCUGCAACUGACAUCACUUUUCCAAAAGUAACUGGGUCAAACCUUGGCAUCAGUUUGAGAGAACCAAAAAUUGAAGGAAAUUUUGGAAGUUCACCUGGAGUCGAUUUACCAAGUGUUAAUGUGAAAGGUAUUGGCAUACAGGCUGGAUUAUCUGGUCAACAAUUGCAAUUACAAGGGCCCCAGGUAAGGUUACCUAAAGGGGACUUUUCUGUAUCUAAACCAGAAGCUGAUAUUUCUGGUAAAGAUGUAGCUUUAGACAUCAAUAUAAAAGGAACUUCAUUUCAGACAUCGCCUGGAAGUAAAUUUUCUGCUCCAGGAAUUAAUGUUAAUGGGCAAGGUAUAGAUUUGAAAGGAGACCUGUUAGGUGGUGUAGGAUACUUCAAAGGGGCAGAUCGUCUGAGAAUAGAAGGGACACAAGUAGAGGGUGAUCUGAUUGGUCAUAAAGUUGAAGGAGGGUUGAAUGUGACACCAAUAGAUAUGAAUUUAGAAAGUUCUACUGGUAAAAUAACGUUUCCCAGACUUUUGAUGCCAAAAUUUUCAGCUUCUGGACUUGAGCUAUCAGGAAGGGAGGUGGGGGUUGAUGUAGAUUUUCCUUCUUCAGAUGUGAAGUUUGUAAAGUCUGGUCAGGCAGAUGUGGAUUUAGAGGAAAGUGACAUAAAAGUCAAAAAGUCUAAAAUAAAAAUGCCAAAGUUGAACUUUAGAUCCAAAGGAAAGGGUGAUACUAGUCUCCCAGAUGUUUCGAUGUCUGGGUCAAAGGGUGACCUUCAAAGUUCAAAGGUCACUUUAGGUUCUGCUGAAGGAGGAUUAGGGUCUGCUAAUCUUGAGGUGGAGAAACCUGCAAAGUAUGAGUUUUCUCUGUUUACCAGCAAAAAGACAAGACAUAGAUCUUCAUCUUUAAGUGAGGAGAAGGAUGAAUCAACACAUUCAUCACCUAGUGGCACAUUAGAAGCAGGAGGUUCACUAGCUGUAGAGGGGGGUAAAAAGAAGGGAAAGCAUUCGAAGAUCAAAUUUGGCACAUUUGGUGGCUUGGGAUCUAAAUCAAAGGGUUCUUAUGAGGUCACUUUAAGUGAUGAUGAAAAUAUCCAAGGAAGUGGAGCUUCUCUCUCUUCCCGUAAGUCCAGAGUGUCUUCAUCAUCAAGCAACGAUAGUGCAACAAAAGCAGGUGUCCGUCUUCCUAAAGUGGAACUCACUGUUGCUAAAAAGAAAGAAUAGGACUCCUCUUUAAGCCUAACAUGUAUAUAAAUAUAUAUAUCUGUGUGUUUGUACAUACAUUUAGCAGCCUUUAUAUGAUGAUAAUUCUUUAAGUAAACAGUAGAGCUAAAAACAGACAAUUGUCUAAUAAAUUUCAUGCGCAUAUUAAACCUUUCACUACCUAACCAAUUUUACAUGUAAACAUGACUGGCAGUGAAUGGUUUAAUGGUCUGCUAAGAGUAUAAGAAUUUGUACAUGGAAAUAUAUUUUCCAUAUUAUUUUUUUAACUUGCUUUUACAGUUUGUUUUCUUUUGUGGGGCUUUACAUAGAUGCAAGCAGAUUUAUUAAGACAAAAACACUGUAAAUUGCAUUGAACCAGAUGGACAGCUGAAGUUCAGGGAAUUCUUAGAAAUAUAAAUGAUAACACAAAACUAUGUAAACCUUAAAAAAUUAUUCUAAUGCGGUUUUUACAGUUUUAUAGUCAAAAUUACACAAAAAAUAACAAUGUUUAAAAUUUGUCUUGUUUAUAAAUUUGGGAUUUUGCCAAGUAGUCAGGCUGAUACAUAUUUUUAAAGAUUACAUUGAACUUGUCAUCCCUCUCUUCAGCAGCCAAUUGUUAAAUGUUUUUUUUAAUCUGUACUAUAAGAAUUUCUUCUAUUGUCAUACCUAAACUGCCGCUUGGUGGACAUAAACAAGAUUUGCUUUUAUUUCUAGCAAAUAUAUGAUUUCAAAUAAAACUGUAACUUCAGAAAUCUGUAAGCACUUCAUUAAGAAAUGUGUUACGGUGGAUUGUUCAAGUCAAAAUAAAGCUUCUAACCUUUAUAAAAA